UCCAUUUGUAGCAGGGUCCCCCUCCGACGCUCUCCUGACACAGCCAGAAGAAACCAAACCGUACCGGGCCCAUCGCAACCGCCAGCCGCAACCAUGAACGGCACAGAGGGACCCUACUUCUACGUUCCCAUGAUGAACACCACCGGCAUCGUCCGGAGUCCUUAUGAAUACCCUCAGUACUACCUUGUCAACCCGGCGGCCUACGCCGCCCUGGGGGCCUACAUGUUCCUGCUCAUCCUCGUGGGCUUCCCCGUCAACUUCCUCACCCUCUACGUCACCCUCGAACACAAGAAGCUGCGGACCCCUCUAAACUACAUCCUGCUGAACCUGGCGGUGGCCAACCUCUUCAUGGUGCUGGGCGGGUUCACCACGACGAUGUACACCUCCAUGCACGGCUACUUCGUCCUGGGUCGCCUGGGCUGCAACGUGGAGGGCUUCUUCGCCACGCUGGGCGGUGAGAUUGCUCUGUGGUCGCUGGUGGUUCUGGCCGUGGAAAGGUGGGUGGUCGUCUGCAAGCCCAUCGCCAACUUCCGCUUCGGCGAGGACCACGCCAUCAUGGGUCUGGCCCUCACCUGGGUCAUGGCCUCGGCCUGCGCCGUGCCUCCCCUGGUCGGCUGGUCCCGCUACAUCCCCGAGGGCAUGCAGUGCUCGUGCGGAGUCGACUACUACACGCGUGCUGAGGGCUUCAACAACGACACCUUCGUCAUCUACAUGUUCACCUGCCACUUCCUCAUCCCGAUGGUCAUCAUUUUCUUCUGCUACGGACGCCUGCUGUGCGCCGUCAAGGAGGCCGCCGCCGCCCAACAGGAGUCCGAGACCACCCAGAGGGCCGAGAGGGAGGUCAGCCGCAUGGUGGUGAUCAUGGUCAUCGCCUUCCUGGUGUGCUGGGUGCCCUACGCCAGCGUGGCCUGGUUCAUCUUCUGCAAUCAGGGAUCCGAGUUUGGACCCGUCUUCAUGACCAUCCCGGCCUUCUUUGCCAAGAGUUCGUCCGUCUACAACCCGCUGAUCUACAUCUGCAUGAACAAGCAGUUCCGCCACUGCAUGAUCACCACCUUGUGCUGCGGGAAGAAUCCCUUCGAGGAAGAGGAGGGAGCGUCCUCCACGAAGACCGAGGCCUCCUCCGUCUCCACCAGCUCCGUGUCUCCUGCGUAAGAGAGGCCGAACCAGAGAAGAAGACUUCCGCCCCGACCCCCGGGAAACGUCUACAGAAAUAACUUUUUGUAUUUUUACAAACGUGUUGGUUCAACCUAAAGACAGUUGCAGAACAUGUCAGCCCACUACAGAGAUGUUCCUGCAUGUACAGAUUAUCCAACUCGAAAAAUCACAUAGAUUUUUUUUUUUUUCUGAGAGGAAAGGGAUGAAAAAAAAAUUUAUCUUUUACGGUUGGAUCCUAUAUGAUACUGGCUUAUUUUUGAAUGUAGAGGCAUGUAAUCAAAGCAACGUAAAAUAAAACGCACUUUGCAAAUGACUCCUGUUUAUGUUUUACUGUAGUACAUUUAAUCAAAUGAAUAAAUGUGAAUUACUUAUUCAUAAUG
This is a messenger RNA of Pungitius pungitius (ninespine stickleback), 1535 nucleotides long. RefSeq names its product rhodopsin. NCBI's taxonomy places the organism in Eukaryota, Metazoa, Chordata, Actinopteri, Perciformes, Gasterosteidae. The record is from RefSeq and is a predicted model, not a curated record. Gene Ontology annotation, molecular function: G protein-coupled photoreceptor activity. The coding region runs from base 94 to 1152 and encodes 352 amino acids. The transcript has a single exon. Gene Ontology annotation, cellular component: photoreceptor outer segment; plasma membrane. Gene Ontology annotation, biological process: phototransduction; cellular response to light stimulus; visual perception.